UGUGUGCUCAACGUGUCGGGCAUGACCUGCGCCUCGUGUGUGGCCAACAUUGAGCGCAAUUUAGGCAAAGUGGAGGGCAUUCACGGCGUUUUGGUGGCCCUCUUGAGCCAAAAGGCGGAGAUCAGAUACGACGCCGCAUACGUUAUGCCGCAACAGAUCGCCAACUUUGUCACCGAACUCGGCUACCCGUCGACUGUCAUCGAAUCGCAUCAGACCGCCGACGGAGAGAUCGAUCUCCGCAUCCAACGCAUGACCUGUUCCUCGUGUGUCUAUAAGAUCGAGUCAACGAUUGGCAAACUUCCCGGCGUUAAGAGUGCGGUCGUGUCGUUGUCUACAAAUAAGGGCCGCUUCGCGUUCGACGCCGAGGUGACGGGUCCGCGCACUAUAGUCGACGCCAUCAACGAUCUGGGCUUCGAGUGCUACCCAAUCACAGACCUCUCGAUGACGAACGCCUCGUAUUUGUCGCAGAAGGAAGAGGUGCGGAAGUGGCGCAACUCGUUCUUCUUCUCGUUGCUGUUCGGCGUGCCGUCGAUGAUAGUAAUGAUGUAUUUCAUGCAUAAGAUGCCAAUGAAACACGACGAAGAGCACGAUGUGAUCGAUCAGUGUUGCAUUCUUCCGGGUCUGUCGCCCGAAAACUUUUUCCUCUUCCUGUUGGCGACUCCCGUGCAGUUCAUUGGCGGCCGUUAUUUCUAUGUCCAGGCGUGGAAGGCUAUUAAGCACCGGAUGGCGAAUAUGGAUGUACUGAUAAUGUUGGCCACGAAUAUCGCGUACUUCUAUAGUGUGGCCAUUUUGUUUGAACGCAGACCACAGUCCGCGCACAUUUUUCGAGANCCAAUGAAACACGACGAAGAGCACGAUGUGAUCGAUCAGUGUUGCAUUCUUCCGGGUCUGUCGCCCGAAAACUUUUUCCUCUUCCUGUUGGCGACUCCCGUGCAGUUCAUUGGCGGCCGUUAUUUCUAUGUCCAGGCGUGGAAGGCUAUUAAGCACCGGAUGGCGAAUAUGGAUGUACUGAUAAUGUUGGCCACGAAUAUCGCGUACUUCUAUAGUGUGGCCAUUUUGUUGUAUUUCAUGGCAGUGAACGCAGACCACAGUCCGCGCACAUUCUUCGAGACGCCGCCAAUGCUUCUCAUAUUCAUAUCGUUGGGCCGAUGGCUCGAACACAUCGCCAAAGGCAAGACAUCCGAAGCGUUGGCCAAAUUGAUGUCACUUCAGGCCACGGAAGCGAUUCUUGUCAAAUGGAAUUCAGAUCUCAACCAAACCAUAACUGAGAGAUCAAUUGACGUCGAACUCGUCCAAAGAGGCGAUUAUCUCAAAGUCAUUCCCGGAGCCAAAAUACCAGUCGACGGACGGGUAGUUUACGGCCACUCUAUGGCCGACGAAAGUCUCAUAACCGGCGAAUCACUGCCAGUGGCCAAACGGGUCGGCUCUCUGGUCAUCGGCGGCUCUAUUAAUCAAAACGGAAUGCUUAUCGUCUGCGCGACACACGUGGGAAAGGAUACCACACUUUCGCAGAUCGUUAAGCUCGUAGAGGAGGCGCAGACAUCCAAAGCGCCGAUACAACAGUUGGCCGACAAGAUUGCCGGCUAUUUCGUGCCCGGAGUGAUGUUUGUGUCGAUGACAACACUCGUGGCGUGGAUUCUUGUCGGCUAUUACUACCACGAAGUGAUCCGUGCGUAUCAUAUGCACCAAUACAUCGACAUAUCCGACGACGAAGUGGUCUUUCAGUUCGCGUUUCAAUGCGCGCUCACAGUCUUGUCGAUCGCGUGUCCCUGUAGUCUGGGUUUAGCCACUCCUACGGCCGUAAUGGUGGGCACAGGUGUCGGAGCCGUCAUACCCUAUGAAAGCUAUUCUGCCCUUGGUAUUGAGUGCCGUGUGGCUAACACUGCCGAGCGUAUGUCUCCCUUACGAUAUUUGAGACAAUUGUUGGCAGUGAUCGGAACCGCUGAGAACAACUCAGAGCAUCCGAUCGCAAACGCCAUUUGUAAUUACGUGAAGAACGCGCUCGAAAUCGAUGUCUUUGGCACUUGCGAUGACUUUGUCUCAGUGCCUGGUUUUGGUCUCCAAUGUCUAGUCUCUAAUGUGGACUCUAUUAUCAAUUCUUCCGAUAAGAAUCUGAUGAACGAAAUAAAACUAAACACGAAUACAAACUAUGAUAACGGUCUGUACCUAGAUGACUACUCUGUUGUGCUUGUCUGCGGACAGACAGCGGUUUUGUGCUCUAUAAACGGAGAGCUCAAAUGUAUGAUAUCAGUGGCCGAUACCGUCAAACCGGAGGCACACUUAGCCGUCUAUUCGCUGAAGAAGAUGGGUCUCGAUGUCAUUCUACUGACAGGUGAUAAUAAGAAGACUGCGGCCGCCAUUGCCAAACAGGUGGGCAUCACUCGUGUCUUUGCCGAAGUGUUGCCAUCGCAUAAAACUGCGGCCGCCAUUGCCAAACAGGUGGGCAUCACUCGUGUCUUUGCCGAAGUGUUGCCAUCGCAUAAAGUGAAGAAAAUCCGAAAACUCCAGGAAAAGGGAAUCAAAGUGGCAAUGGUUGGCGACGGUGUGAACGACUCGCCCGCCUUAGCGCAGGCCAACAUCGGUAUCGCUAUCGCCAACGGAACCGAUGUGGCGGUGGAGGCGGCGGAUGUGGUACUCGUCAGAAACGAUUUGCUUGACGUCGUCGGAGCCAUUGAUUUGUCUCAUCGGACUGUCCGCCGAAUUCGACUCAAUUUCCUGUUCGCCAGUGUUUACAAUCUGUUGGGCAUUCCAAUGGCCGCCGGAGUGUUCCUUCCCUGGGGUAUAGUCUUGAAGCCAUGGAUGGGUUCGGCAGCGAUGGCCCUCUCGUCCGUAUCCGUAGUCUGUUCUUCGCUUCUCUUGAAAAUGUAUACAAAACCCACGAAAAGGACUCUUCAGACGCAGGAAUACCUGGACUUUGAGUUAAUGACCAGAGAUUUGCGAAAUAAUCCCGAUUUUGAUGACAUAUCUCUGCAUCGAGGCCUCGAAGACACGAACAUUCCUGAGCCCAAGGGAUCGUUAAUUAGUGCCAAUUUGAGUAAAGUGUUGAAUAUGAUGCCCGUCUCAUCCAAAACCAUCAUCAGAAACGACAAGAGCUCUCAACCACUGCUCGAUAGAAGCGAUAUCACAAGCUAUGAAAUGAAUCAAAUGAAGAAAGAGUUGUUUUCCAGCGCUUAA
Medioppia subpectinata is the source of this 3174-nucleotide messenger RNA. The record is from the annotation of a GenBank genome assembly. NCBI's taxonomy places the organism in Eukaryota, Metazoa, Arthropoda, Arachnida, Sarcoptiformes, Oppiidae.